AUUGUUUUCUACAAUCAACGAUGAUGACGAUGACGGGAAGAUUUGGAGGUUCGAGGGGAAGGGAAAUAACGGGACUAGUAGAGUUUGAGGACGAAAGGCAUCUGUGUAUAAGAGACGCUGUAGUCUUGAAAGGAAAGAAUAAGGCAUCAAGUACACCACUCUCACAAACUUGAACCCACAUUAAUCCUCAGACUUUUUGUUUACCAAGUCCCUUAAUACCAUCCACAAUGAAGUCCACCCUCUUCUCCACAACCGCCGCCCUCGCGGCCCUCACUUCCGCCUCCCCCAUCUCCCGCCGUGCAGAUGGCCCAACAGACGGCGAAAUCCUCAAUUACGCACUCACCCUCGAACACCUAGAAUCCACCUUCUACAGCGACGCCCUCGCCAAGUACACCGCCGCAGACUUCUCCUCCGCAAACUUCACCCAAGAAACCUAUGACCGCGUAAAAACAAUCGCCGCAGACGAAGCCGCACACGUCUCUUUCCUAACCGCAGGCCUCAAAGCCGCAGGCGCAACACCCGUCGAAGCUUGCACGUACAACUUCGGAUAUACAGACGUAGCAUCGUUCCUCGCCACCGCCUCUGUCCUCGAAGGCGUAGGCGUAAGCGCGUACCUCGGUGCCGCCGCGGACAUAAUGUCGAAAACCUAUCUCACUGCUGCCGGCUCGAUUCUCACCGUCGAAGCGCGACAUGCCGCCUACAUCCGGAACAGUAUCUCUGAAGCCCCGUUUCCUGCGCCGUUUGAUAACCCGCUCGGAUACAACGAGGUGUACACGCUUGCGGCGCAGUUUAUCAAGUCGUGCCCGGAGUCGAACCCAAAGUUGCCGGUAAAGGCGUUUCCGGUGUUGAGCGCGAAGCCGGCCGAGGAGGGCAAGAUGGGGAUUUACGGCGGUGACAGGAUUGUGGUUUCUACACCGAAAUAUAAGAUUGAGGGGGACGUGUAUGCGGCGUUUAUUACGGUUACGGGACCGGUUUUCGUUGAUGUAAAGGCAGUAGAGGGGGGGUUUGAAGUCAUGGUGCCUAAAGAGGGUGUGAUGGGGCAGAGUUAUCUGGUUCUUACGAGUUGCAACACUGCGGCUACGGAUGAUACGAUUGUGGCGGGCCCGGCAAUUGUCGAGGUUAUGGCUGCGAUGACUUAAGUCUCUGUCCAUCUUUCCUGACCCAUUCUGAACUUUACUGCUGUCUUUACGCACCCAGAGAGAGAAAAGAAGUGCAGUGUAAACUAAUUCUAUUAUAUAAUAUAUAAUUCUUUACUGCUAGUAUCAGAAAAAUUGAAAAAAAAUCAAUGGAAG
Bipolaris sorokiniana ND90Pr is the source of this 1292-nucleotide messenger RNA. RefSeq lists its product as uncharacterized. Lineage: Eukaryota; Fungi; Ascomycota; Dothideomycetes; Pleosporales; Pleosporaceae. The record is from RefSeq and is a predicted model, not a curated record. Bases 228 to 1139 code for a protein of 303 amino acids. The transcript has a single exon.